Trematomus bernacchii (emerald rockcod) is the source of this 1049-nucleotide messenger RNA. Its product is annotated as microfibril-associated glycoprotein 4-like. Gene Ontology annotation, biological process: elastic fiber assembly. The transcript has 6 exons. The record is from RefSeq and is a predicted model, not a curated record. Lineage: Eukaryota; Metazoa; Chordata; Actinopteri; Perciformes; Nototheniidae. Bases 16 to 885 code for a protein of 289 amino acids.
GUAAACAUAUGACAAAUGUGCGAGGGUGAUGACGUCAGGGCAUCGUCCUCUGGGCCGGAGUUCAUCGGUGAGAAACAGCAGCUGAUCAGUGAUGUGUUCAACAUAAAUAAGACAGGAAGGCAGAGUGGACACACUGCGGGAAGAUCUCCUUCAGAUCACUGCAGCAGAAACAUGACCAUGAAGCUGGUCUCAGUCGGCCUCGUCCUCCUGGCUCUGCUGUUUGACAGAGGCAUGUCUCAGGGCUCUAAGAUCCUCCCAAUGGAAUGCAGCGACAUCAUCAACAGACCCAGUGGAGUUUACCCCAUCUACCCCAUCGAUCCCGUCUCUGCUUACCUGGUGUACUGUGACAUGGACUCACUGGGCGGACGGUGGACGGUGUUCCAGAGGAGGAUGGACGGCUCGGUGAACUUCUACCGGCCCUGGUAUGACUACAAGACGGGCUUUGGUAACGCCUUCGGAGAAUACUGGCUCGGUCUUGAGACUCUCUCCCUCCUGACUCUGAGGAAGAAUUACGAGCUGCAGGUGGACAUGGAGGACUUUCAAGGCGGCAAAGUGUUCGCUCGGUACUCCUCGUUCACCGUGCAGCCCGAGUCCUCCGGGUUCACUUUGUUUGUUUCUGGAUUCACUGAUGGAGGGGCAGGAGACUCCCUGAGUGAUCAUAACGGACAGAAGUUCUCCACCUUCGACAAAGACCAGGACUCUUCGACUGUUAACUGUGCCACAUCAUACGUGGGGGGGUUCUGGUACAACCGUUGUUACGACACAAAUCUCAACGGGGUUUAUCGUCAGCAGGGUAAUACAGAUAACGGAGUGAUCUGGUCCUCUUGGAAGGGUUACAACUACUCCCUGAAAUCCAUCAGCAUGAAGAUCCGUCCUGUGCAGUAGUUCUGCAGGACAGCAACAUGUCCUCAGCUGAUAUCAAUCACAUGUAAUCACUCAUCACUUUAAGAUGGAAACAGAUCCACACAGUGUGAUAAUGUCUACGUUUUAAAUUCAAACUGAAUCACUAUUUGCUUCACGCUGACAAUAAAUGAAAACAAUUAAGCUGA